UUUGUGUUCGGCAUGAAUCUCAUUGAAACGCGAUCGUCAGAAAAUGUAAAUUUGUGGCAGUAAUUUCUACCAAAUAGCUCUGGACGUCAACUAUACKGUUAUGACUUGGUGGUCAAUCCACAUGAAUUUUGGGCAUGACGAGCAUAAAACCAUUUAACACAUCACAUGGAAAGACAACCACAAACAUCAUUAAUAAACCAAUCAGAAAACAGCAUGGGAGAUAGCGAGGAAGGUGAUAUAACUGAAGUUCGAAUACAAAUAGACAAGGAAACUUCAAUUAGACAACUAGAAAUGGAUCAAGCCAGCAAAAUUUCACCUAACAAAAUCACUGCCGAUGAAAGUGCAAAUGGGGAUUCAUCUCAACCUAAGGGUAUUGUGAUGGUUGAUGCUGAUGAAGAGAAUGAUGAUGAUGACGAGGAAGAUUUUGAUGACUGCAUUGAUAUUCGAGACAAUGCUAACGAUGAAGAUCAGUUUGCCUUUGAAGACAAUAAUGGUGUCAAUGGUGUACCUCGUAAUACUAGUGAGAAUUUUCCAGGAAAUAGCUUGACUGUUGAGAUUGGUGAAGAUAAUAAUGAUGCACAAGUUGAUGCUGAUGAUGCUGGUGAGGAAAAUGGUGAACAUGAAGAAGAGGGUGCAGCUGCAGCCAAUAGGGUUACUUUUGCUGAUGAAGAUCAAUUGUCUGAUUGUCAUUAUGACCACCACCAUAUUGAAGACCAUUUCCAGAGAACACACAGUGAGUCAUAUGAGGAUGACGAAGACUAUCAACACGGAGAGAAGUCGCUUGAUGUUUUGCUGCUGGAGGAGAUAUGUGAAGAGGCAGCCAGCAUGACCAUCAAAGAAGCACUCAUUCACUCACUGAAGCCCAACGUACGCGCAGGACUAGCAACUGCACAUCUUAGGUUAUCAGAAUCUGAAAUUCUUAACUUAGAGGGGUACUGUGAGGACUUUGUGGGAGGACUUAUCAAAGAUCUAUUAAGGAGAACAUCUAUAUUGCAAAAUGAUAAAGAUGAAGCACAAAACAAUGCCAAUCAGACAACAGUUCAAGCAACAACCAUCAAAAUCACAGCAAAACAGCUGAGUGCAAUGGACUUAAAACAAUUGAAAGUCUACUGUGAUCAUUUUGUUCACAAUGUCAUAGCAGAAUCAAUCAUAGAUUCAAGCAUGAUUGUUGCUAAACAACAAGACCAAGCUGACCAAGUCAAAGAUAUUUUGCACGUUUUUCAGGAAUCUGAUGAACUCCAAGAGUAUUUUACUAGUCUUACAACUGACAUUGUGCGAACAGCCUUAAUUAAUGUUGUCAGUAAAGAGCAUUUAGAAGAAGCCAUACAAUCAGAGGAAACAGAUCCCCUGGAAAGUGAGUUUGACACUUUGCAGUCAUCAGAACACACAAGUCUUUCAGGUGAAUUUGAGAGUCAUGGUGAAGAAGGAUUUGAUUUUGAUGAUAACCACAGCUUCAGCUUCCCUGAUAGCCAAGUACAACAAAAACAUCAGGAACCCAGUCCAAGAGAGGUCUACAACACAGAGAGUUCACAGAAGAGCAGAUCAAAACGUCGAAAAUUACCUCAACAGCCUGGUGACACUCCACUAGAGUUUGAUAUGGACUGGGUUGAGGGUGCUUUACAUGAUAUUGGGGUUACUGAAGGAGAUCGUCGUCACAAAAUCGUCAUGAAAGAACUGGAUUUUGAUGACAGAGUCAAUGCUAGAGGAAACGAAGUGCUUGCCCCAGUUUUUCUCGCAAUUGCCGAGGAAAAUGAAGACGACAAUGAUUUUCAGGGCAUGCGCAGAAAGACCCAGUCGAUCGAAGAUCUUUGUGGUCUUAUAGAGGAAGAUCACGAACCACCUCGAAAGAGAUCCAGCAGCCUGAACCAAGCAAAACCCAAACGGAAGCACCAUCCCAAGCAACCACCGCCUUCAUUUAAGGAAUAUAUACAAAAUGACGUUAAAUCGGCCUUGCAAGACGAUUUAAAACCUGCUAUACAGGAAGACCUUGAAGAACGUCCUCCUAGUCCAGACGAGAAUGUUGCGGUCCAAGCAGAGUUAGAGCGUCAACAGCCAAAGUCUUUAGAAGUAACCAAGACGAUUCAAGACAAAGUUUAUCAUGCUUACGACGAUGAGCAAUUCCGCUGGCACACAAUUCGUGUCAACAAUCGAGAAAAAGUUCUUGAUUUGCGAUUGAUAGAACCGUACAUGAAAGUCAUUACACAUGGAGGAGUGCAUAUACCAUCGAGGGCUGUCAUUGUGGUCGUGGCGGCUUGCUACCUUCCUGACAAGUCAAAAAGAAAUUAUGAUUUUCUGAUGGAGCAGCUAUUUUUUUACCUCAUAAGUACACUAGAACUGCUUGCCACCGCAGACGAGUAUUUCUUGGUUUAUCUCAAUGGAGGAACUACUCAGGCGAACAUGCCAGCCUUGCCCUGGAUGAAACGCUUUUACCAACACAUUGAAGGAGGAUUGAAGCAGCAAAUGAUAAAAAUGUUUAUCGUUCAUCCAAACUUCUGGCUCAAGACAGUUGUAAGAUUCGCUAGGGCGUUUGUUGGGACGACUUUUUGGAGCAAGUUGGAAUUUAUGAAAUCUCUCGAUGAUCUUUCCAAGCACAUUCCCACGGAAUUCAUGUACAUCCCAGACGAAGUAAUCAGAUGUGAUCCAAAGUAUAAGCGUCUUCACAACCUUUGACUUGGCAGUAGUCAGUGGGCUUGUCUGAACAGUUACAGACGAUGAUCGAUUUUUUUUGAUAUGUUUUCAUCGCGGAAGAGCGUUUCUUCUCCCGCUUUACUGAUCAUAAAGUAACCUUUUGAUUAAAAUAUCAAAAUCUUCCAGACGAGUAACUCCAGAUAUAUAUUUAUAUAUAUUUAAAAGGAUAAAAUGUUAAUUUUCGAAGUUUAUCAAUUAACUACAGCGAGUACAAAAUCUAUUUAAAAUGCGCUAGUCUACAAAUGUUUAAAAGCGCUCUAAAAUAACAUAUUUAUUUUCAAUUGUAACUUAAGUUAAUAUUUUGUUUUUGUUUACUGGUUUCGCAAUGUUGAUUACCUUCGUAAAUGCUACGCCUGUAUAACGGACCAUUUUCAACCGGCAUUCAAUGCGGUCUUGUUUUAGAUUUUUCAUACAUGGAAAAAAUGGUGAUCUAUUCACACUCCGUUUCCAUCCGUCGGUUUUAUAAUCGAAUCUUACAAGAUCUCCGUCCAUGGAGCAUAAACAGUAUAGUAUCUUUUUGCUUAUGUUCCGAUAUAUAAACAUAAACAAAAGAUCGUAAGGGAUGCCUGUUGGCCGUGGCGUUUUAAGUCAUGUGACCAUACGCACGUGACUUUUAAAAAAGUUAUUUAUUAGGGACGCCACGUAAUUAAUUGAUAUAUUUAUAAUGUUGUAGGUUUGUUAGGAUCGGUAGAUUUUAAUAAAUUGGAAGGUUAUGGAUGGUAA
Molecule: messenger RNA, 3411 nt
Organism: Exaiptasia diaphana
Lineage: Eukaryota; Metazoa; Cnidaria; Anthozoa; Actiniaria; Aiptasiidae
Exons: 10
Coding region: 166-2670 (834 amino acids)
Biological process (GO): apoptotic process
Cellular component (GO): cytoplasm
Source: RefSeq, a predicted model, not a curated record